This is a messenger RNA of Didymodactylos carnosus, 1038 nucleotides long. The record is from the annotation of a GenBank genome assembly. NCBI's taxonomy places the organism in Eukaryota, Metazoa, Rotifera, Eurotatoria, Philodinida, Philodinidae.
AUGGAGGAUAAUCCUCCUGAUGGAGGAACAAUUCACCGUAAGCGUAAAAAGUCAACGCAACGAGAUGAUGAAAGAAGAAGCAAGUCAAGGGCCACAAAUAAUCCACAGCGACAGCAACAUCCGCAACUGACAAAACCACCAGCACAGUUGGCUCCACUCAUUUUACAAGGUGUUAAAAAUACUCGCUUUCAGCUCAGCAAACUUAUAACGAAAAAUAUGCCGGAUGUGAAAUUAACAAACAUUCAGAGUAAUAAAAAUAAUACAUUUACAAGUACAACAGUUAAACUUACAUUUGCUGAUUCAUUCAAUCGUGAUACAAUUGUUCGUACUGGACUACAUUUACAACAUUUAAAUAUCAUAGCUGAACCAGCCAAAUGCGCAGAAGCACAUAAUAGUAAAGACUGUGACAAAAAUGCUAAUCAAAUUAAGUGUAAAAGCUGUGAGGGUAAACAUUAUGCAACCUCACACGAAUGUGACAAAUAUAAAGAACAAGAAAAGCGACUAAAAUCAACAAUUGAGAAUUAUUCAUCUACGUCAUCGACACGUACACGACCGUCACCGACACCUAAUAUUAAUGAUUAUCGUGCGUUUCCGUCAGUAGGCGGUCCACGUCAUCAAAACUCGUCAGCUACAUCGACUGUUGACAUUGUUGAAGCUGUCUUUAAGAAAGUUAUAGCAAUACUUCAACCAACUCUCGCUAAAAUAUUAGAAAAAUUAGAAUUAACAACAACCACCGCAUCACCAGCGUCUACUACUGGAACAACUACACAUCAGAAUCACAUGGACCUUGAUAAUUUUGCAACAGAAGAAGAUCCUGAUCAAAUUGAUUUGGAUGACAACGAAGACGGUAAGAGUAUAGAGAUUGAAGAAACACAAGUGAUUAACAAUAAUGAUGAUAGAGAAACCUUUUACGAGGUAAUGAACCAAAAUCUUAGCACAACUAAGCGUUUAGUAGCCACAACCACUGGUACGAAUAGUGUAGAGAAAUCUCUUUACUCAUUUCAACCGAAACAUAAAACAACUCAGGAAAAACAAUAA